AUGCCUCCAUCCAGCAAGUUCUUCAGCAUUGUCGCCGGUGUGGGUGCAGGUACCGGCCACUCCGUCGCCCUCAAAUUCGCGAACGCCUACCCAGUGGUCCUCCUAGCCCGCGACCCCGCCAACUACGAACCCACCAUAAAAGCCAUCACCUCAUCCGGCGGCCAAGCCAUAGGAAUCAGCACCGACGUAUCCGAUCCCACCUCCGUAUCCAACGCAUUCGAGCAAAUAAAGAAAGAGUACGGUUCUUUGAAAUUGGCUGCUGCUGUCUUCAAUGUAGGAGGCAAGUUUGUGAGGAAGCCGUUCUUGGAGCUGAGUUUGGAGGACUAUGAGGCGGGAUAUGGGGCUAACGGAAAGGGAUUCUAUCUUUUUGCACAAAAAACCCUACCACUCCUCUUGGAUUCCGUCGCUGACUCCCCACACCCACCAUCCUUAAUCGUUACGGGGGCAACAGCGUCACUAAGAGGCGGUGCUCAAUUGGCCUCGUUCGCCAGUGGGAAAUUCGCCCUGAGAGCCACCACACAAAGUUUAGCUAGGGAAUUUAGUCCUAAGGGUGUGCAUGUUGCGCAUGCAAUCAUUGAUGGUGUGAUCGAUAUUCCCAGAACCAAGGGAUGGGAGGUUAAUGGGGGAGUCGAGGGUGGCAAGAUUAGACCUGAAGCUAUUGCGGACGCAUAUUGGUAUUUGCACACACAGGACAGAUCUUUAUUUACUCAGGAAUUGGAUGUAAGACCAUUUGUUGAGAAGUUUUAA
Molecule: messenger RNA, 747 nt
Organism: Sclerotinia sclerotiorum 1980 UF-70
Lineage: Eukaryota; Fungi; Ascomycota; Leotiomycetes; Helotiales; Sclerotiniaceae
Exons: 4
Coding region: 1-747 (248 amino acids)
Source: RefSeq, a predicted model, not a curated record